Messenger RNA from Fulvia fulva, 492 nucleotides. RefSeq lists its product as uncharacterized. The transcript is spliced from 3 exons. The coding region runs from base 1 to 492 and encodes 163 amino acids. The record is from RefSeq and is a predicted model, not a curated record. NCBI's taxonomy places the organism in Eukaryota, Fungi, Ascomycota, Dothideomycetes, Mycosphaerellales, Mycosphaerellaceae.
AUGCAAUACAUAUCGCUGCUCAUCGCAUCGUUGGCUACCAGCGCCCUGGCUUAUCCCAGUUUGAAGCGACAGUCUGGCGUCAACCCACCUUGCCAACAAGGUGACGAGCUGGCCUGCUAUGCUGCUGAAAAUGAUGCGGCUACCAUCACGGGAGCUGCUUGUGAGCUCAACGUCUUGGGUAAGAACUGUGGUAAUCAGCUCAAUAUGUGUUGCAAUGUGAACCAAAAUUUGAGUCGCGACCUUUCCCAGUCAAGUCUGAUGCUGACUAUAUCUAGGGCACCAUUAAUGUCAAUCUUGCUUGCGUUGCUGUCCAGUUGUGAGCAUACCUUCAGGGUAAAGGCAAGAUCGCUACUUGUGGAGUAUAUCCUCACGAUCUCGGAUGCUCACGACGAGCAGUGCUAUAUGGGUUGGCUUGUCAGGUACUCCAGCCGAUGCCCAUCUACACAUGCUUUCUACCGCAAGUUGAGCAUUGGGUAUCUCAACUUGACAUGA